UGUGUGUGUGUGUCUAUCUGCUCUUUGUCCUGAGCUCACGAUUCCAGAGCUGGCUGGACCCAAGGAGGUGAAGAGUCACUUCUCAUCCCCAGGAAGGGCAAAGAAGAGAGACAAAAUCAGCCUGUCUGCUCCCUGCUUGGCUCAACAAGGCCUCUAACAGUCUUCUGUCCUCUCUUCCGCACACAGCAUAUUUGGGAACGAGAAACAAAACUUUUCCCAAAUGAAGAGAACUCACUUGUUUAUUGUGGGGGUUUAUGUUCUGUCCUCUUGCAGGGCAGAAGAGGGGCUUAAUUUCCCCACAUAUGAUGGGAAGGACCGAGUGGUAAGUCUUUCCGAGAAGAACUUCAAGCAGGUUUUAAAGAAAUAUGACUUGCUUUGCCUCUACUACCAUGAGCCAGUGUCUUCAGAUAAAGUGGCGCAAAAACAGUUCCAACUGAAAGAAAUCGUGCUUGAGCUUGUGGCCCAGGUCCUUGAACAUAAAGCUAUAGGCUUUGUGAUGGUGGAUGCCAAGAAAGAAGCCAAGCUUGCCAAGAAACUGGGUUUUGAUGAAGAAGGAAGCCUGUAUAUUCUUAAGGGUGAUCGCACAAUAGAGUUUGAUGGCGAGUUUGCAGCUGAUGUUUUGGUGGAGUUCCUCUUGGAUCUAAUUGAAGACCCAGUGGAGAUCAUCAGCAGCAAACUGGAAGUCCAAGCCUUCGAACGCAUUGAGGACUACAUCAAACUCAUUGGCUUUUUCAAGAGUGGGGACUCAGAAUACUACAAGGCUUUUGAAGAAGCAGCUGAACACUUCCAGCCUUACAUCAAAUUCUUUGCCACCUUUGACAAAGGGGUUGCAAAGAAAUUAUCUUUGAAGAUGAAUGAGGUUGACUUCUAUGAGCCAUUUAUGGAUGAGCCCAUUGCCAUCCCCAACAAACCUUACACAGAAGAGGAGCUUGUGGAGUUUGUGAAGGAACACCAAAGACCCACUCUACGUCGCCUGCGCCCAGAAGAAAUGUUUGAAACAUGGGAAGAUGAUUUGAAUGGGAUCCACAUUGUGGCCUUUGCAGAGAAGAGUGACCCAGAUGGCUAUGAAUUCCUGGAGAUCCUGAAACAGGUUGCCCGGGACAAUACUGACAACCCCGACCUGAGCAUCCUGUGGAUCGACCCCGACGACUUUCCUCUGCUCGUUGCCUAUUGGGAGAAGACUUUCAAGAUUGACCUAUUCAGGCCACAGAUUGGGGUGGUGAAUGUCACGGAUGCUGACAGUGUCUGGAUGGAGAUUCCAGAUGAUGAUGAUCUUCCAACUGCUGAGGAGCUGGAGGACUGGAUUGAGGAUGUGCUUUCUGGAAAGAUAAACACUGAAGAUGAUGAUGAUGAGGAUGAUGAUGAUGAUAAUUCUGAUGAAGAGGAUAAUGAUGACAGUGAUGAUGAUGAUGAUGAUGAUGAGUAGUCCAACUCCAAACAAUUCUGAUGAAAACAAAAUCACAGCUACCCACUACCAUACAGACAGCACAAGGUGGCAGCAAGCAAUUCUGCCCCACACCCAGCCAGCUCCUUUCACUUUUCCCACUCCCUUUGCAUCAGGAGCAGUAUCAUUCAGCAAAUGCCUUUUCAAAUGCAGCAAUCCCACUUAGCAGGGACAGGAGGAAAAUUAUUCCCAUGUUGACUGUCUUGACUGUCAUGGAACAGAUCUUGUUCUUUGCUGGACCAUCAAGGGUCAUGGCAGUGCCUCAACAUGGCAGUCUGGGGUGAACAAUCCCCUAACACAAGUUUAUUUGUCUUUGAUUAUGACAGUAACAGAAUUGACAGCUUUCUAACUCACAGGUAUAGAGUGACCUUUUAAUCAGAGCCCAGGGAAGACACAUGAUUAAUGAUUUAGCUCCCUCCAUACCUCGAACAUCAGUUGGGAUCCCUCCUCUAGCCAAGAUGAUCCUUCUUAGAGAAGGCUCAGCCUUGGAAGCAAACUUAUAAAUCACAUUCUCAUGGUUCUGUUAAACUUAUUUCAAGUGAUGGUCAUUCAUAUCAUUAUGAACUUGGAUAUUCAAGCCUUUGGAUGGCUAUGGAGAGGCCUUGAAAUGUAUACAGGUGUCACCAUCAUUUCUAGUAUAUUAGGAAACUGGGAUGGGAGGUUGAUUUGCUCUCUAAACUUCCCUCUAGUUGGCAAGUCUCACAUAUUCAUCAGCAGGAGUGGAGGGUGGGGGAAAACUAGAAAGCUGAAAGGUUUUACAUUUUUCUGAUGGGUUCAUGUCUCUGAUUGGGUCAGCUGGCUUCCUAGCCUAAGCUGGGAUCUGAAUACCCCUUCUCUGUAGCUGCUAGUGAGCCUUCCCAUUUAGAUUAAAGAUUGCUUUAUCCAGCAGUCAAUUAACUCUCCAGUUAUCAGUACUCCCACAGUUGGCCAGGGCAACAAUAAGUGGAGUUCAUACUGAUGCCCUGAGGCACUGAAAAAAAAAAAUCCCAAAGUGCCUUCUGAGCUGUCUAAAAGUUACAUUGUGCUUGGUAGUUUAGUGUUAAGUGUGCAGUAUAAUUUUCUAAUUUAUUUUCUCAAUCUUUUAGCACAUGUUUAAGACACUGCAAAGUUUUUGAAAAUAGAGCAAUACUUUUUGUGGAAUACUAGCUAACUAAUUCUGUCAUUAAACUCAUAUUUUGAAAAUAUUCAGACAAUGUCA
Pongo pygmaeus (Bornean orangutan) is the source of this 2642-nucleotide messenger RNA. RefSeq names its product calsequestrin 2 (gene CASQ2). Bases 221 to 1426 code for a protein of 401 amino acids. Gene Ontology annotation, biological process: regulation of cardiac muscle contraction by regulation of the release of sequestered calcium ion. Gene Ontology annotation, cellular component: sarcoplasmic reticulum lumen; Z disc. The record is from RefSeq and is a predicted model, not a curated record. The transcript is spliced from 11 exons. Gene Ontology annotation, molecular function: calcium ion binding. NCBI's taxonomy places the organism in Eukaryota, Metazoa, Chordata, Mammalia, Primates, Hominidae.